Messenger RNA from Polyodon spathula (Mississippi paddlefish), 797 nucleotides. RefSeq lists its product as uncharacterized. The coding region runs from base 18 to 632 and encodes 204 amino acids. The record is from RefSeq and is a predicted model, not a curated record. The transcript has 2 exons. Lineage: Eukaryota; Metazoa; Chordata; Actinopteri; Acipenseriformes; Polyodontidae.
UAUCUCUUGUUGUGAAGAUGGAUGCUCAGGCAGUAGCGGUCAGCUGCCCGAUAUGUAAACGGACUCUAGAUGUUAUGCAACGAUGUACGAGGUGCAGAAAGGUGUAUUACUGCUCUAAAGACUGUCAGCUGAAGCACUGGCCUCUUCACAAGACAGUGUGCGGCAAUCCCAUUGUUAAAGCGCCGCCGGGGAGCAGCUCCGCUCGGUGCAGCUCAUCAGCAGGGCUUGCACUGCAGGGGGAUGAUGACAGGGGUGCCGCGAAGGUCCUAGGCUGCUCCGUUACCAUUAAAGUGAAGCACAACACGCUAAAGCACACGCUGCAGCUCCCCGAAGGCACCACCGGCCUCGACUGCUAUGGACUGAUUUCAAGGCAUCUGCGGGUCCCCGCUGAGAAGAUGAGGCUAGUCUCCAAAGGGAAACUGGUGCGCAGGUGCAACAUUGUGGACUUUCUGAAUGAAAGCGCCGUGUUUCAUGCUUUCGGGAGGCAGUCGGAGUGCGAGGAUGGUUUGGACGAGCGGGAUAUUGAAGUGCUGAUGACCCAGCUGUCAGUGGAACGCAAUGUGGCCGUCAGAGUCCUCCACAAAACCGGGGGUGUGAUCAACGCAAUGAGCCUCCUCUCUGACAGCAUGUAGGGGGACAAACACUUGCAUUUCUAAAACGAAUAAUAAACAGUUUUGGAAGAAUCACAACAAGCCCCUAAAUGAAAUGUCUGACUUGUUUUAUAACUUGAUAACUUUAUUGGGUGCAUUUUGACUAUCAGAAAACAAAUUAAAAAAAAAAAAAAAAACACCUGCUAA